AUGGAGACGCCACCCACGAAUGCCCGCUCUGUGGCCCUCGCGCCAUCUUUCAAACGUCGCCGCAUCCCGCCACGCUUCUGCGAGGACGCACGCACACGCUCGCUGUCAUACGUCAACACGCACACGCGUGAAGGCCACAACAUGCAGCGCACACGUGCAGCUGACGCGUUGACGCCGUCGACUGGCGCAGACCGACCCGCCCCCGACUCGGCUCUCCAUGUUCUCAACGUGGUCGGCAGCAAAGAGGCCCGCUGGAAGCUCGGAGGGAUAAAACGGGCUCGCGCGGAGCGGCCCAGGACAUUUGGGAGCAGGAUGGCAGGAGGGACGUGGAGUUCGUACCUCAGCGGCAUCGCCCUCGGCCCGGUCCUCGUCCUCCUCGCGUUGUGCGGGCCCACGCUGCAAGGAGGUGUGAUCUUACCUGCUGGUGCUGGAGGAGCAGCUGGAACUGGCGCAGGUGCUGGAACUGGACUGGGUCAGGAUGGAGCAGGAAUUGGAUUCAGACCAGGUGGAGCAGGCACUGGAUUCGGUCCUGGUGGCGGAGGCUUCGGACAAGGUGGUGCAGGAGGACCAGGAGGGCUCCACCCCGGCACCUACAGUCCAGGCAGUGGUGGAGUGGGAGGUGUGCCUGGAGGUUUUGGGGCUGGUGUGAAGCCUCCUAAAACAGGAGGAGUGGCUGGAGGCUUUGGACCAGGACAAGCAACUGCGGGUGGAGGGCUGGUUCCAGGUGGACUUGGGUCAGAAGGUCUUGGAGGCUAUGGAACUGGACUCGGGGGACCCUUUGCCGCCGGUUUGGGUCAAGGAGGUGUGGUCGGAGCACUGGGAUCGCAAGGCGCCGGUUUGGGUCAAGGAGGUGUGGUCGGAGCACUGGGAUCGCAAGGCACCGGUCAAGGAAUUGGAACGGGCCUCGUACCUGGAGGUGGCUUUGGAGGAGGUUACGGCCAAGCCGGCAGUAGGCAGUACCCAGGACUUGGUGGAACUGGACCCAAACCUCCAAAAUCAGGUUACGGCCCAAGGGGGACAGGAUUCGGACCUGGUGGUGCAGGGGUCGGACCAGGGGGUGCUCAAGAUAGGCCUGAGAGAACCGGAUUUGGACCUGGGGGUGCUGGAUUUGGAGCUGGGGGUGGUGGGGAGUUGGCCCUGUGGGUGGUGGGGUUGGGCCUGGAGGUGCAGGAUUUGGUCCUGGGGCUGCAGGAGUUGGGGCUGGGGGUGCAGGAUUUGGCCCUGUGGGUGCUGGGGUUGGGCUCGGAGGUGCAGGAUUUGGUCCCGGGGCUGCAGGGAUUUGGACCUGGGGGUGCUGGAUUUGGGCCUGGGGGUGCAGGGCUUGGGCCUGGAGGUGCAGGAUUUGGACCAGGGAGUGCAGGAUUUGGGCCUGGGGGCGUAGGUGUCGGGUCUGGUGGAAAGAGUGGUGGCAAAGCAUCAAAACAACUUCCAGGUGUCGGGGUUCCUGGACUGUAUCAGGGUGGAUUUGUUCCAAGUCAAGAUUUUGGAAGCCGAGGUGUGGUCCCUGGAGUGCCCACUGGAACUGGACUUGGGCCUCAGACAGGUGGCGGGGUACUCGGCCAAGGAGCAGACAACGGUCGAGGACAGCAGCUGCCAGGGGUUUUUCGUGGUUAUCCUCUCAUAUCACCAAAGUCAGGAACAGGGAAGUCGAAAGGUCCAGCCAAAGCAGCAGCCAAGUAUGGUGGAGCUGGAGCAGGCGCUCUUGGUCAAGGUGGUGUUGGACUGCCUGGAGGAGGAGCAGGUCUCCCUGGAUUUGGAGGUGGAGCCGGAACAAUAGGUGGACCUGGAGCUGUUCCUGGAUUUGUAGGAGGAGCUGGAACAGCCGGCGGACCAGGAGCUGUUCCCGGAUAUGGGGGUGGAGCUGGAACAGCCGGUGGACUAGGAGCUGUUCCUGGAUAUGGCGGUGGACCAGGAGCUGUUCCUGGAUAUGGCGGUGGAGCUGGAACAGGUUACGGUCCUGGCUCAGGCAAAGCACUCAAAUACGGUCAGCCUGGCGGUGUCGGCACUGGCGCAACUGGAGGCCUUGGUGGACCGGGAGGAAGAGCUGGCGUUGGCACAGGUGGCCGUGGAUAUGGUCCAGGUGGUGCCGGAUAUGGUCCAGGUGGUGCCGGAUAUGGCCCAGGCUCUACUGGAACUGGGUUAGGUGGUCCUGGCAGUGGACCUGUUGGAGGAGGGUAUGGGCCAGGUAGUACUGGUAUUGGACCAGGAAGAGGUGGGACAGGACUAGGAGGAACUGGAACAGGAUCUGGGGGAUACGAUGCCAAUGCCAAAGCCCGUAAAUAUGGCAUGUUCAGUGGAGCACUGGGCAGUCAAGGAAUAAGUACUGGAGGACUUGUACCGGGUAGUGCUGCCACAGGAUAUGGACCAGGAGGAGUUGGACCUGGUGGUGCUGCAGCAGGGUUUGGUCCAGGAGGAGUCAGACCUAGUGGUGCAGGUAAAAGUUACGGACCAGGAGGCGCAAUUGGACCUGAAGGCGGUGGUACAGGUUUUGGACCAGGAAGAGGAAUUGUGCCUAAUGGAGUGGGUACUGGCUAUGGACCAGGGGCAGGAGUUGGGCCAGGAGCUGCUGGCACUGGAUUUGGACCAGGGGCAGGAGUUGGGCCUGGAAGUACUGGAUAUGGACCAGGAGGUUAUGCUGGUGCCAAAGCCCGCAAAUAUGGAGGACUCGGUGUUGGAACAGGCCUUGGAGCAGGAGGAUUCCAAGGACGAGGUGCUGGAGAAGCAGUUGGACGAGCCGGUGCAGGACUAGGGGCAAGUGGACAGCCUGGUUCUGGUGUUGGAACUGGGGGACAACCUGGUGGUUUUGGACCAAGCGGUGCCGGAGGUCUUCUUGGUGGUGGAGGAGGUCCUGGGUCAGGCGGAGAUGGAAGACAAGGGGGAGCACUAGGGACUGGUGGAACUGGAUAUGGACCUGGUGGUUACAGCCCUGGGGUAGCCCCUGGAACCGGUUUUGGACCAGGGGGAGGCUACGGUGCAGGGACAGGGACUGGAUAUGGACCAGGUUAUGGAGCUGGCUCAAAAGCUGCCAAAUUUGGUCAAGGUGGAGGACUUGGAGCAGGAACCGGACAAGGCGGAGUCGGUGGUGGGGUACUUGGAGGCGGAGCCGGACAAGAUGGAGUUGGCGGUGGGGUCCUUGGAGUAGGAACCGGACAAGGCGGAGUCGGUGGUGGGGUACUUGGAGGCGGAGCCGGACAAGAUGGAGUUGGCGGUGGGGUCCUUGGAGUAGGAACCGGACAAGGCAGAGUCGGUGGUGGGGUACUUGGAGGCGGAGCCGGACGCGGUGGCGUUGGUGUCCUUGGAGUAGGUACCGGACAAGGUGGAGUCGGUGGUGAGCUACUUGGAGGCGGUGUCGGACAAGGUGGUUAUGGUACUGCUGGAUCCAAGGCAGACAAAUAUGGACCAGGAAGUGGCACUGGUGCUCCAGUCAAUGGCACCGGUGUCUACAUGAACGGAACCAGCACAGGUGGUACUGCUCGCACAACAACUGGACCCGGCGGUCGAGGCGUUGCACGCGGAACACUGGCCCCACUAGCAGAAGGGGGAACUCGCACUGAUGUCGGACAGGACGGAAAAGACUUUGAUGGAGGUGAGGAUGGUCCGGGCGGUGUGAUAGAGGGCUCUGGCAUUGCUGCAGGAGAAGGAGUCAGCGGGAGGGUCGGUGGGAGACCAUUUGGUGCAGGAGGUGAUGGAGAUGGUCUGAGAGGGACCGAAAUUCCUAUCCUUGGAGGAAGACCAGGAUCCACAGGAGCUGCACCCGCUGGAAGAGGACCUGUCCACCCAACUGGGGCAAGUGGAGUCCUACCAGGUGCCAAACCUCUCAAACCACCAGGAGUCCCGAGAGGCGAUACACCUGGUGAAGUAGAGGAAGAAGCACGUCCUGAUGGAGGGACAGAUGGCCGACGUAGGACAGGAGGAAGACGGACGGGAGUAGAAGGUGGUCCAACCAGUGCAGGACCAGUAGGAAGGGUUGGAGCAGGAGGAACGGCUCCAGCAGUAGGGGCAACACCAAAACCAUCCAAAGCAUACAAUCCGGAUGGCACUAAAGGUGGAGCUUUACCUGGUGGCGCAGGAGGUAGUCCCGGGGUAGUUGGAGGAGGUCCAGGAGGAUUUGGAACGGGACCUACGAUAAUUGGAGGAGGUACAGGAGGAGUUGGGACCGGACCUGGUGUUGUUGGAGGAGGUCCAGGAGGAGUCGGGACUGGACUUGGCGGAAUUGGGAGCGGGACUGGCGUAUUUGGAGGAGGUCCAGGAGGAGUCGGGACCGGGUCUGGCGGAGUAGGAACAGGUCUCGCAAAACCUGGAAAAAGUUAUGUUGCUGGUGGAGCUAGAGUUUUACCAGUUGGUGGAAUGCCAAGUCUAGGCUUCCCGAAUGGAGCUGGUGUAGGACAAGGAGGAAAACCAGCAUAUGGGAAUUUCGGAGCAGGAAGCCAAGGUGGGGUUGGACCUGGUGGCUAUGGUGGUCCUGGAGGUGUUAGUGCUGUUCCAAGAGUUGGGGCUGGGACAGGUGUCGUUGGAGGAGGUCAAGGAGGAUUUGGGACUGGAAUUGGUGGAAUUGGUGGAAUUGGAGGAGGUCCAACCGGAGUCGGGACCGGGACAGGUGUAUUUGGAGGAGGUCCGGAAGGAGUCAGGACUGGGCCUGGCGGUGUAGGAACAGGUCUCACGAAACCUGGAAAAAGUUAUGGUGCUGGUGGAACUGGCGUUUUACCAGGUGGAGCAUAUGGGAAUUUCGGUCAAGUAAGCCGAGGUGGGAGUGGACCUGGUGGUCCAGGAGGUGUUGGUCCUGGUCCAGGAGGAGUUGGGACAGGAACAGGUGUAAUUGGAGGAGGUCAAAGACGAUUUGGGACUGGCCCUGGUGCAGUCGGAGGAGGUCCAGGAGGAGUCGGAACCGGUCCUGGUGGCAUGGUGCCUGGUGGAGUGGGAACAGGUCUCACAAAACCUGGAAAAAGUUACGGUGCUGGUGGAGGUGGAGUUUUACCAUUUAGAGGUCUGCGCUUCCCGAAUGGAGCUGGUGUAGGACAAGGAGAAAAACCAGCAUAUAGGACUUUCGGUGCAGGAGGCCAAGGUGGGGUUAGGCCUGGUGGCUAUGGUGGUGUUGGUGCCGAUCCUGGAGGUGUUGGUGCUGGUCCUGGAAGCUAUGGUACUGGGCUUGGAGGUUAUGGUGGUGGACCUGGAAGCUAUGGUGCUAAGACAGGAGGCAGGGGUGAGGGAGGUAGUCCCGGUGGAACUGGGACCUUUGGAGUUGGAGCUGCUGGAGCUGGUCUUGGGGGUUUGGGAGGAGGACCAGGUUAUGGUGGUGGUGGUGCCGGUGGACUGGGGGGAUAUGGUGGUAAGAUAAUAUUUCUGAAAACAAGUUUCUAUGUCUUAAGUAAAAGUUAUAUUGAUAUACUAUGUUCUUAUUCAGGUUCAAGGUAUGGAGCUACAAAGCCAUCAAAAAGCUAUGGGGCAGGAAGUGGCGGUAACAACCUUGGGCCUGGUGGCUAUGGAACUGGAGCAGGUGGAGCCAGUUCCCGUUCAGGAGAUUUCGGACCGGGUGGCACCAGGCCUGGAGUAUAUGGGCCUGGCACGGCAGGAGCAAGUUUGGGUGGUGUUGGAACUUGGACAGGUGGUUAUGGACCAGGUGGUGGUGCCACAGGACCUGGAAGCUAUGGGACUGGUGGAACAGGUCAAGGACUGGACAUGAGGAAGGCCCCUAAAUCUGGCUAUGGAUCGCCCUCGCUGGGAGUAGCUGGCUAUGGCACUGGUGGCUUUGGACCAGGCGUUUCUGGCACAGGAACAGGUGGAUUUGGACCAAGUGGUGGCUUCAGACCGGAUGCUGCUGGCACAAGAACAGGUGGCAAUGGUCUCGGCGGUGAUGGCACGGGAACUGGUGGGUUUGCACCUGGAGGUGGUUUCAGACAAGGUGGUGCUGGCAAAGAAGGCUUAGUACCAGGCAGUGCUGGCACAGGAACAGGUGGCUUUGGACCUGUUGGUAGUUUUGGACCAGGUGGUACAGGCACUGGAACAGGUGUAGUCCUACCAGGCGGUGCUACCAUGGGCACGGGAGGCUUCACACCAGGUGCUCCUGGCACGGGAGCUGGCAGAUUUGGACCAGGAGGUGCUGGAACAGGUGGCUUUGGUCCAGGUGGUGUGGGCAGAGGAACAGGUGGUUUUGGACCCGGUGGAGGCGGCGCAGGAGCAGGUGGCUUCGGUCCAGGAGGUGCCGGCCCAGGAGCAGGUGGUUUCGGACCAGGUGGCCAAACAUUCGGCAAAAGAAAAGCCCUGACACCAGGGGGUGCUGUUUCCAAUGGAGUCGAACCUGGUGUCUAUGGCCCAGGGGGAUACGGCCCAGGGGCAACAGGGACGGGCUCUUUCGGCUACGGCCCAGGGGGUGCCGGACUUGGAGGCUAUGGUCCAGGAGGGGUUGGAAGCGAACCGGCAGCAAGUGGCUCUGUUGGAUAUGGACCUGGUGGACAAGUGAUUGGAGCAAGGAAACCUGCUAAAUCAGGUUACGGAUCAUCCUUAGGAGGAGCGGGCUACGGACCAGCAGGCGGUGCUGUCCGGGGUCUCGCAGGUGCAGGAAUCGGGGGACUCAACGGAGGGGGUCAAGCAGGGGGUGCUAUGAACAGAUUUGGUGGACCAACUGCUGGAGGUUAUCCUGGAUACACGGGUGCCGGACAAAAAUCGAGCGCGCAGAAGGCGGCCAAGUACGCAGCCAUGCAGAACUUCUUGGGAGGCGGAGCCUACAGAGGCGGCUGUCAGGGUAAAUACUGCGGCCGGAGGAGGAAGUGAGAGCGCGGCAGACAGGACGUGACCUCAUUGCGACGACAGCGGCGCUACAUCGAUCCCAGACUCGACACGUCCUACCUUCCGUCGGAGCUUCGGCACAUCCGGCAGACGUCGGCGGUUUCCUCAAGCCAGACAAAAUACUCAUUUAGAGAAACGUUGAGAAGCACUGAAGCCAAGAAGAAAUAUUUCUGUCUGUAACACGUAUGCGUACGUGCACACUGCUGAUGUCGCUGUGAACCUCGGCCAAGGAAAUGCCUUGGAGGAGGUCAUCGUGCUGAAGACUCAUCUUACCUUUGACACUGCUGGUGAGGAUGUGAGCUGAACAUUUUACACAUAAACAACACACAGUAAAUGUGAGGUAAUACUAUUCCAUACAUACAACACCUGGUAAAUCUAAGAUAAUAAUAUACAUUGCAUUCAACACACUCUGAGGUAAUCAUGUACAGUAACAUUCGAGAACACCACAGGAGCCAUCAUGAGAGUGUGCGCGCGCGCGCGUGUGUGUUUUCAGUCGACUGUGCAUCGAUGUUAGUGUGUAUUAGUCUUAAGUUAUAGUGACAAAGAGCAGGAGAACAUUCUGGAACUUUUGCUUCCUCCAAUGCUGAUGUUGUUUUUUGGGGGGGAAUAAGAAUGGUGCAUCUUGCGUCACGACUUCAUCAUGUAGCUUUUUGUUUUGUUCUGUCGAAACAUUGUCAUGUUCAGUGCCAGCAAAAUGGUGCGCUUUUGUAUGCGGCGCUUUCCAAUUAAACUAUCGACUC
Phycodurus eques (leafy seadragon) is the source of this 7523-nucleotide messenger RNA. RefSeq lists its product as uncharacterized. The record is from RefSeq and is a predicted model, not a curated record. Lineage: Eukaryota; Metazoa; Chordata; Actinopteri; Syngnathiformes; Syngnathidae.